GCCGCACCGAGGGCAGGUAACUCAGGAGAGGCGAAGGGGGAAAAAAAAAAAAAGCCCAGGCUCAGGCUGGGCUUCUGCCAUGAUGUCAGAGGGAAAGAAACCCACAGCUUGCUAAUUUCACCUCCCAAUCGGCCCCGGGAAGAAGGAGAUCACCGGGAACAGUUGUUUCCCCCUGUGGUCAUGACGGCUUCGCACAGUGACUCUUUGGUGGUGUUGUUUGGGGCAACAGCUGGUGCAUAUGGGGCUAAACUGGGUUCGGAUGAGAGGGAACUAAUUCUCUUGGUGUGGCAAGUUGUGGAUCUCCCCAGCAAGAAGGUAGGGACGCUACACAAAUCCCUGGUGAAAGCAGACAAUUUGGAGUUAAGUGACCAAUGUCGUGAAGUGAGUGGUUUAACACCAGAGGGACUGGGCAAAGCUGAGCCUCUGGACCGGGUUCUUCAACAGUUUAUUCAGCUGGUAUCCAGUGAUUUGAAAGCAUUUGGAAGGAACUCUUACACACUCUGCAGCGAUGGCCAGUUACUCAUUCGACAAGUCCUCCACCCAGAAACAUCUAAGAAGAACUUCCUGCUGUCAGACUGCUUCUAUUCCUUCUAUGAUCUGCGCAAAGAGUUUCACACGUGCUACCCUGGGUCAGCCGCCGUGAAAGAUCAGACUAUCAGGAGCAUGGCAGAAUAUCUAGGCUUAGGGACAGAUGAAACAGAGGAGGACUUUGGCGUGUGGCAAGUAAAAACAAUGGUGGCUAUCAUUUUCAGCAUGCUUUCUGAAAAUUGUGAUCACGUAUUCACUGACCCUGAAACUGUGAAAUACAAGUACGAAACAGGCCCUUGCAGUAAAUCAGAAACAGUGGAUAGUGAGACAGUAAUACGUGCCAGAGGUUUGCCAUGGCAGUCUUCAGACCAAGAUAUUGCCCGAUUUUUCAAAGGACUCAAUAUUGCCAAAGGUGGUGUGGCCCUUUGUCUGAACGCUCAAGGAAGAAGAAAUGGUGAAGCAUUAGUUCGAUUUGUCAAUUCUGAACAGAGAGAUCUGGCACUGGAAAGACAUAAGCAUCACAUGGGUAGCAGAUACAUUGAGGUUUACAAAGCAACUGGGGAAGAAUUCUUAAAAAUUGCAGGAGGUACCUCCAAUGAAGUGGCCCAGUUCUUAUCUAAGGAGAAUCAAGUUAUCAUCCGGAUGAGAGGCCUUCCAUUCACUGCUACUCAGGAGGAUGUUUUGGGGUUCCUGGGGCCAGAGUGCCCAGUCACAGGAGGGAAAGAAGGACUUCUCUUUGUCAAGUACCCAGAUGGCAGGCCCACAGGAGAUGCAUUUGUGUUGUUUUCCUGUGAAGAAUAUGCACAGAAUGCACUUAAAAAGCACAAAGAAAUACUUGGAAAGCGUUACAUUGAACUCUUCAGGAGUACCGCAGCAGAAGUCCAGCAGGUACUUAAUCGGUACAUGUCAACACCUCUUAUUCCCACCCUCCCAGCUCCCAUCAUUCCUGUUAUACCCCCACCAUAUACAAUUGCCACGGGUAGCAUACGUGACUGUGUCCGGCUCAGAGGCCUUCCUUACACUGCUGGCAUUGAUGAUAUCCUGGACUUCAUGGGAGAUGCCACAGCUGAUAUAAAGCCUCAUGGAGUUCACAUGGUCCUUAAUCAACAGGGACGACCAUCAGGUGAUGCUUUUAUCCAGAUGAAAUCUGCUGACAAAGCCUUUAUAGUGGCUCAAAAAUGUCACAAAAAAAUGAUGAAGGACCGUUAUGUGGAAGUAUUCCAGUGUUCAGGAGAGGAGAUGAACUUUGUUUUAAUGGGUGGCACUUUAAAUCGUAGUGGCUUAUCCCCACCGCCAUGUAAGUUACCAUGUCUUUCUCCACCAGCUUAUGCUGCUUUUCAAACAGCAGCUGUGAUCCCAGCAGAAGCAGCGCUUUACCAACCACAAGCCCUCUUGCCAGCAGCCAGGACUCCCCAGGCCUCGGCUGCUGCUCCUCCAGCUGUUACCUACUACCCGGCUCAGGCUGCUCAGCUUUAUAUGAACUACACAGCUUACUAUCCCAGUCCUCCAGUAUCCCCUACCACAGUGGGAUAUAUUGCAGCUCCUCCAGGAGCUGUAGCUGCUGCUGCCACUGCCACCCACACUCCACUUCUACCCCAGCCUGGAGCAUUAGUCCGUAUGCAGGGUUUGCCAUAUAACACAGGAAUGAAGGAGAUUCUAAGUUUCUUCCAGGGAUACCAGCUCCACACAGAUUCCAUCCUCAUGCUUUACAACUUUAGUGGCCAGCCCAGUGGAGAGGCAUUGGUGACUUUCCCAAGCCUGGAUCUAGCUAAGAAGGCAGUGGCUGAGAAAAAUGGACAGCUCCUGGGAGGCUGCUGUGUGGAACUGUUUCUGGUCUAACUAAACACUCUCUGGGGCAGGGGGAAGGAAUGUCACACUGAACACUGUACCCUUUACAAAAUAAGGAGUCUUCCCUUGCCACCCCUGCAGCAGCAGAUGUGCCUUUUCAGCAUGCUGUGUUGGAAUGUAGAGUGGUACAUGUCCUGUAUUUAAUUUGAAAAAGGGUGUAUUGUAUGCCAAAGAUAAAGCAACAGGAAAAUGUACUCAGUUAAUUUUCUUAAUCUCUUAUGUACUUGUUUGAAAAUAAGCAAACCCCUUAUUGGCAACUUGUUAAUUCUGAAGACAAUCUAAUAGCACUUCAGCUAUCGCAGCCGUGGGAGAAACCUAUCACCUGUUCAGUAGCAUUUGAAGUGGAAAGUGAAGCUUGAGUCAUUCAGAUUCUUCUGUGUUUAGUUUCUGAGAGUUUACACUUGGCAAAGUGUCUGUUUUUUGUAGAAUUGUGAAAUGUCUUUAUAAAGGGCUUUUGGAACGUGUAGCGUUCCCAAUUCAACACAUAUAUCUUAUUGAUUUUUUUUGUUGUUGUUGUUGUUCUUGACUGGAAAAUACCAGGAUGCUGGACCCCAAAUGCAGUUGUGCUUUCUCAUGUUUUCAUUAUGUUGUUUUGCAAAAGCCAUAUUUGUCUUUCCUACCAGUGUACUGCUGCCAAAUAUGUAGAGCAAAAAAUAAAAACAAUGGCAAAAACAGAAAAAUCCUCCCUGCCCAACCAUAAUUCCCUACCCCGACCCCAAAUUGUUAAUCUCUACAGGACAAAAAUGGCACAUAAACCUGAGUACUAAUAAGUUAUAUUUUUUUAUUUAAGCAUAAUAGCUUUCAAAUACUGUAUUAAAGAUUUUGCUCUAGUUUAUGUGCAUGCAAUUUGUUUACAUCUUUAAACUACUAUUUGUAUAUUAUGAAACAACAAGAUAUGUUGAAAUCUAAAUUCUCUAGUGCAUGCUUUUUUCUUUUUCUGUGUGUAUAUACAUAAGCUAGAAGUACUUUAUGUCAUGUAGCAUGCGUUUAAAAAAAGAAAGACAUCUGCUGUAGAAGCACUAAAUGACUUUGUUUUUACCGUGCCUUACUUCAAAACUAUUUCAAGUGCAAUACCAGCAGAGCAAAACGUAGUGAGUCCUUUUGUGACACGUUCAUGGAUGUCUGGAUUGAUUUUUUUUGUUAGUGUACAAUGUGUUGUACUUAAAGGAACUGAAUGAUGUAUGCUUCUUUAUAUUACAACGAAUAAAAGAGAUGCUUACGAUGUG
Messenger RNA from Numida meleagris (helmeted guineafowl), 3602 nucleotides. RefSeq names its product epithelial splicing regulatory protein 2 (gene ESRP2). Gene Ontology annotation, molecular function: mRNA binding. The transcript is spliced from 16 exons. The record is from RefSeq and is a predicted model, not a curated record. Gene Ontology annotation, cellular component: ribonucleoprotein complex; nucleoplasm. The coding region runs from base 181 to 2367 and encodes 728 amino acids. NCBI's taxonomy places the organism in Eukaryota, Metazoa, Chordata, Aves, Galliformes, Numididae. Gene Ontology annotation, biological process: regulation of RNA splicing.